Messenger RNA from Thlaspi arvense, 180 nucleotides. Lineage: Eukaryota; Viridiplantae; Streptophyta; Magnoliopsida; Brassicales; Brassicaceae. The record is from the annotation of a GenBank genome assembly.
AUGACACCGAUCAUUGCAGUUCACUUUUGGGCACCAACAUUCAAAUGGGGCAUCAGCAUUGCCAAUAUUGCUGACUUCACUAAGCCACCGGAGAAUCUUUCUUAUCCCCAGCAAAUUGCGGUUACAGCCACUGGAGUUAUCUGGUCUCGCUACAGUACUGUAAUUACUCCAGGGAUGUGA